GCAGGCGCAGGGCCCCUAUGCUAAUGUUGUUGAUGUCCCGGCACUCGCAGUUGGGCUCCGGCUGCGGCUGAGGGAGCGCCUCAACUUCCCAGGCCGCCUCCUGCCCCGCCGGGCCCGGCCCCUCGCGCAGGGGGAGGCGGAGGGGGCCGAGCCGAGGGGAGGGGGCAGCGGCAGCGGGCGGGUCCUGCCCAUGAGGGCCUGAUGGAAAACACAAAGGACCUGAGCUCCAUGACUGUGGCAGUAAUGAUGCUGUGUCCAAGAGUUCCCUCCCACUGGCUUUCAUUUCUCUUACCUGCUCAAAUUUGAUUUAAUUUUGCAAGGCUUUUGAUACUUCUGCAAACUCCUACUGCGUACCUUCCUUUCUCAGAGUCUUCCCUCUUGUGUGAAACCCCCUGGGGAAGAGGCUAUGGACAAAACCAUUGGCAAACAGCAGAAACUGGCUUCAGACAAAAUGCUGUCAUACAUAGCACAUGAAGAGACAGCAAAAAACAUUUCUGUAAUUUUCCAGCAGAGAUUUUACUUGUAAUAAGAGUGGAAGGCACAUUUCCAGAUAGAGGCAACAUCCGGAGCUAAAACUAAGCUUGCAGCGUAAAAUGUUAAUGGACUUUGGAAAACAAAGGCUGUGCACCAAAUGUAAUAUCACCGUGGAAGUCCUCUAUGGCAAAUGCACGAUCUGUUAAGGAUAUGUGAUUACAGUAAAUGUGUCUUACCACAAACCCUUGGCUGGAAGGUUGUGGUGACCUCUGUGUUGACCUUGGCCUCAAAUACCUACCAUCUGUGCAUGCUUCUGUCGUGGUUCUGGGGUUAGGUCUGAAUACAGAAAGCGAUGCCCAUCUGCGUGACAGAACAUACUUCACGAGCAGAAAGGAAAAGACGUGAUUCUUUCGGGAUGUUUGACGGUUAUGAUAGUUGUAGUGAGGACACCAGCAGCAGCUCCAGUUCAGAUGAGAGUGAGGAGGAGGUUGCUCCCUUGCAGUCCAGUCUCCCAAUUAUAAAGAACAAUGGACAGGUCUAUACUUAUCCGGAUGGCAAAUCUGGCAUGGCUACAUGCGAGAUGUGUGGAAUGGUUGGUGUCCGUGAUGCUUUUUACUCUAAAACAAAACGCUUUUGCAGUGUGUCAUGCUCUAGAAGCUAUUCCUCGAACUCCAAGAAGGCCAGCAUUCUGGCCAGGCUUCAGGUAGCGGGUAAACCUCCAACGAAGAAAGCUAAAGUUCUACAAAAACAACCCUUAGUCGCUAAAUUAGCAGCGUAUGCUCAGUACCAGGCAACUUUACAAAACCAGGCAAAGACUAAAGCAGCUGUGCCUGUGGAAGGUUUCAGCUGGGGUAACUACAUCAAUAGCAAUAGCUUUACAGCAGCUCCUGUUACCUGUUUUAAACACGCACCUAUGGGCACGUGCUGGGGGGAUAUCUCAGAAGGAGUGCGAGUCGAGGUUCCAAACACCGACUGCAGCCUACCUACCAAAGUCUUCUGGAUAGCUGGAAUUGUAAAAUUAGCAGGCUACAAUGCUCUGCUAAGAUAUGAAGGCUUUGAAAAUGAUUCAAGUCUUGACUUCUGGUGCAACGUUUGUGGGUCUGACAUCCACCCAGUUGGUUGGUGUGCAACCAGUGGGAAACCCCUAGUCCCUCCUCGAACCAUCCAACACAAAUACACAAACUGGAAAGCUUUUCUAGUGAAACGACUUACUGGUGCCAAAACACUUCCUCCUGACUUUUCUCAGAAGGUGUCUGAGAGUAUGCAGUAUCCAUUCAAAACUUCCAUGAGAGUAGAAGUGGUUGACAAAACGCACCUUUGUCGAACAAGGGUAGCGGUUGUAGAAAGUGUCAUUGGGGGACGGUUAAGAUUGGUGUACGAAGAAAGCGAAGACAAAACUGAUGACUUCUGGUGCCAUAUGUACAGUCCACUCAUUCAUCAUAUUGGUUGGUCUCGAAGUAUAGGACACAGAUUCAAAAGAUCUGAUAUUACAAAGAAACAGGAUGGACAUUUUGAUGCACCUCCACAUUUAUUUAUGAAGGUAAAAGAGGUUGACACAGCCGGAGAAUGGUUUAAAGAAGGAAUGAAACUAGAAGCUAUAGACCCCUUAAACCUUUCGGCAAUAUGUGUGGCAACUAUUAGAAAGGUUUUAGCAGAUGGCUAUCUUAUGAUUGGGAUUGAUGGCUCAGAAGCAGCAGAUGGGUCUGAUUGGUUUUGUUACCAUGCCACUUCCCCUUCUAUUUUCCCUGUUGGUUUCUGUGAAAUUAACAUGAUUGAACUAACUCCACCCAGAGGUUAUGCAAAACUCCCUUUUAAAUGGUUUGACUACCUCAGGGAAACGGACUCAAUAGCAGCACCUGUAAAGCUAUUCAAUAAGGAAGUCCCAAACCAUGGGUUUCAUGUUGGAAUGAAACUGGAGGCAGUUGAUCUGAUGGAACCUCGCUUGGUAUGUGUGGCCACAGUAACUCGCAUUAUCCACCGUCUUUUGAGGAUACACUUUGAUGGGUGGGAAGAUGAAUAUGAUCAGUGGGUGGAUUGCGAGUCCCCAGACCUCUAUCCAGUGGGAUGGUGUCAGCUAACUGGAUAUCAACUACAGCCUCCAGCACCACAGUCAUCGAGAGAUAGCCAGUCCAGUUCAUCGAAACAGAAGAAAAAAGCUAAAUCGCAACAGUACAAAGGACAUAAGAAAAUGACUUCAUUGCAGCUGAAGGAGGAGUUGCUUGAUGGAGAAGAGUACAGCUUCCUUCAAGGAGCAUCUGACCAGGAAAGCAACGGAUCUGCCAGUUACUACAUCAAGCAGGAGCCAUAAGGCAGCUUGGAAAAGUGAGGGGCGGAACAUUUGGAUAGGAAACGAGCCUUUCUCCCGGAGUGACUGAUCCUGCUCCCGCUUGGAUGGUACAGUUUGUGCGUGACUGUACCCGGGGCACUUUGUGAACUGUAGAGAUGAGUUAAGACUCAGUUGAGAACUUUUUGGAAGGGCGGGGAAACUAUUUUAGUGAAAAAGAUUUUUCAAUUUAUUAAAAACAAAAUCGGACACUUUUGUGUUGUAUUUGAAGCUUUUGAAAGAAUUUUGUAAUAUUUUCAAGUUCAGAUUUAUUGUGCAUUGUUAACGAGAACUGAGAUUCUAAUUUUUUGGUAAGAUUAAAGUUUAAUUAGCAUGAUUGUGGGAAGCGGUUGGAGGAAGCUAUAGUUGCAAAUACAAAUGAACUGUCAUAACAAAUGAACCUUUUUGGUACAAGUUGAGUCUUUCAGACUCUGGUGAACUGCACUGGUCACGCCUCUGCUUUUUUUAUUGUGAAAAUAAGGCAUCGAAGCCCUAAUUUUAGAGGCAUAAAUUGUAUGUGGAAGAUAGUCCUGUAGCGCUCUACUCAGUGAGUAGCCCCAAUGGAGCCAUCACCUGAGGAAGAUUUUAACUUUUCAAGGUGUUUUUAUUUAGUUUGAAAUACUUUUUUCUGUAUAAGUUUGCUUUUUGUUUUUGUUUUCAAGUUCCUUUGGGUCUGAUUUGGUGCCCGUUAACGUCAGUAGCCUUGUCUCCAUUGAUUGCGAUGGGCAUUGGAUCAGGACUAUAAAGCUCUUGCUUGUACACGGAUGUCUGUAGUCUUGGAAUGCUUCGGCAAAUGUUUACAGAGCCCUACGCCAAACUGGAACUUCAGAAGAUUCCCUCAUUUGGAUGAUUACUUUUAGCUGUCAGUUUAGACUUAAGAAGAAACUUAGGUGGACAGUAACUCAGGCCUCCCUUAGUAGCAGGAAGGAAAUUCUGAGUAUUCGUCAGAUCAUUUGCUUUUUUCCAUUCAGAAAGACCUAGGUGUUUCCUUAAUAUCUGAAAUGUUUCUUUCUGAACAUUCAGAACUGAUGUUCCAUGUGGUUUCAGGUGAGCUGAAAAGAGCCAUGCAUUGUGGAUUAAAAAACCCCUUUCAGUUCUGCACAGCCUGCAAUAUUUAUUCCUUGCUGCAGAGGUGUAAUACGGAAGGUGAGACGUGAACAGUCUAUAAAUCAUAUACUGUCCAGUGUAGAAUUCAUAAACUGAACUUGCUUAUUGUCUGGAAUCCUGGUGUCAUGUCAGGUAUCCCAUGAGCCCCACCUGCUUAACUGUCCAGAUGUUUUUACAGGCAAAAAAUCAACAUAAAAAGGUGAAAAUUACUACCGGUGAAAUGUUGAAUACUUUAGCAUGAGCUUUUAAUUUGGAUUUUAUCUUUCCGUGUUUUUAAACUUUGUACAUUUUUGUAGAUGUCAUUUGUGGAGUUGAUCAGUGAAGUGAUUCAUCAGCCCUGCAGAGCUGGGACUGGAGAAACGUGCAUCAAGAGCUUUAGCUUUUACCAGUGAGGUUCAUUAACUAAACUCUCAGGAAUUAACUGCGUGUGUUCUGUAAGUGCUUCUGGGUCUUGGCAGGUCCCUUCAGAGCCGUACAAUGAUCAUCUGACUUUAAAAAAAAACAACUUAUAAAUGAUUAACGCCUGUGUUCCUGCAGCCUAAGAAAUGCUUUAAGGACAUCAACCCACGGAGCCCCAGGAGACCGUUUUUGUAUAUUGUUGUUUGAGCUUAACACACAAAAAAAGUGCAUAGAAAGUUGAAAACCAGCAAUUUGCUUAUUUUCUAAAACAUUGCUCUAACUUUGGGUACAUAGCGUUGGUGAUAUGCACAGGUUUACCUCAUUCUAUGCAAGAGGGGUUAACUAUGUAAAGUUUUGUAUUUACUACUGGAAGUAAAACAUGUCCUGUACAGUGUAGGAAUGUCUGGAAUUCUUUUCUCCCUUACUGGUAAAAUUUCUUAAAUAGUGACCCCUUUCUAACAACAGCUUCUGAUCGACAGGAUCUGGUUAUCGGAUUACAGCUAUCUGUAGCUUCAGGUGAUAAAGACAUGUUAGCUCUCCGAAACAGCCAUAAAAAGGACUUUGUCGGGCUUGGUAGACUUCAAAUACAUCUGCUUGGAUUCUGACCCCCCCCCCCAUGGUGUUUGUUUGGAACAGCCCGGAAUGGAGAAGUAGGAUUAGUGACCAUUGUAAUGACACUUUGAGCCUUGAUUAUUGUUUCCCUGUGUUCUCCAUUUAACCUGCUGUAAAACCCAGCUCUGCAAGCAUUGAUUGGGUUUGGUAAGUACAUCUGUAUUGAUUUCUUUAAUGCAGCAACUUGCAGAUCCUCCCAGUCAGCUGGAUCGAGGUUGGCACGAUCUCGCUUUCUUCUCUUGUCAGUAGCUUCUGGCUUCAGUAGAGAAACUGUCGCAAUAAUUUAUGUUUCAUAAUGUAAAGGUUUGGGCUGGUGAUGAGCAAGAUGUAUUGCCAGGUCACUGAACCUUGGGCUUUUGUGCGUUGCCCAGAUUCAUACCCGAUUUCCGUGCUGUAGUCCUCAAACAUCAGGAGGGGAAACUUAAGACUGAAGUUGAACGCGUCCUGUGUUGGAAAAAUGCAAGAAUCUGGCUUGAAGUCUGUCUAUCUUUGGGGUGUUCUUCAAAAAUAGGUGGCGUUUUAUUCAUUAAACACUAAUGUGUGUGAGGCGAGUUGACUUGCACUCUCAGAUAGGUGCGACUUCAGCAGGAGCUGACAUUUCUCUGGUGUUCCUGAAUUCAGAAUGUACCCCAAUGGUGUAAUUGUCAAGCUGAGGGAAUCUAUCCUGAGCAAACUACAUGACGAACGAAUUGAAGUGGCGCUGAUGUCCGUGGUGCAGGCUGCACGGUGUCUGUAGCGUUCGUUGUUAGCGCGGCUCUGAGUGUGUUUUUCUUUGCUUUACCUGAAGCCACGUCCUUGGCUAAAAGAGCAGCGAAGUGUCGGACGUCUGAAUUCUUCACUGGGGUCAAAUUCAUUUUGCUAUUUGGCAUAGCAGGAUUUAUAACCAUCGGGCAGCACAAGUCACAGACCGCACUUUGCAGCUGCCCUUUUGUUGCUCAAAAUCUCUGCUGACCCUUGGGUUUUAUGUUCUCUUUAAGUACAACUCUAACCUUUUCCUUGCCGCAUCCGAGGAAAGCGAAGGCAGUUACCGACUCCUUGUUCUACGGAUACUAACACGGGUUUCAGUGUUUGUUUGUUUUUUAUUGUUGUUUUCUGUGAUGUGAAUACCCUCUCCCAUCACUAUUUGUACGAUGGUGCUAAUAUAUUUGGUAACAAUCCUUUAUCGGGAAGGGAUUUUUACAAACUGUGAUUUCAACUGAUUUUUUCUUCCUUUUAAUUUUCAUAUUUAAAAAAAGCUACAGCCAUUUAUACAAAAAGGCAUCAGCUUUGGCCCCUGGGAAAAUGUUGGGGCGGGAACCAAGAUGAAACAAAUAGGGUUUUUACAUCAUUUCUGUAUGUAUUUGAUAUAUCGAUCAAUAUCUGUACAAAUUUAAUCUUUUAUUUUCUUGGUAAUUUGUGUGGUCAAUGAGAGAGAGUGUUUAAAGCUUUCUCAUGCAAUGUACAUAACCAAGUGAAAAAAAUGCUUUUGGAGAAAUUAAUGUUACUUUCAUUUUUACAAGACUGCAGAUUUUCAGCAUGGAUGUGAAAAGCAUUAAAAUUAUAACUUUGUGUACAAGAUGAAAAUAAUUCACUAAAUCUGCCUUUUUUACACAAAAUAAAAAUGAUAAAAAAGCCUUUUUCUUAGUAGUUUUGUUUCGAAGGUGUUCCUUGGCACAUUCACAAAUGCAUUCCAGCUCGUUUCUCUUCCCAAGAAAAUGCAGAUCCAGGAAGAAGUUAAUUUGUAAGACUGUGAAUGCUGUAAGGAACUGGGGGUGAGGCUGAGCACAGAUGAAGCUUGAGAGGCUCUGAACACGAGCUGAGGUGUUUGACGUGAGGAUGUGCUGUUGGGUAAGUGCUUAACAGAGCAAGCGUUGCUCCUGGUCUCCUUGGUUCGCAGUGGGUGUUAAUAGUUGUGUGAGGAGGGAAAGUCUGUAGGAUCACAUCUCAUUCAGUUUUGCUGUGCUGGAAGUGACUCCAGUACCCCUGUAUCUCCCCCUCUGCAACCUCACUUGGCCACCAAAAUGUAUUUCAACUUCACGAGUUAUCUCCCUUCCAGUACAGAGGGGCUCCAGAAAAGCUGGGGAGGGGCUCUGGAUCAGGGAGAGCAGAGACAGGAUGAGGGAGAAUGGUUUUAAGUUGAAAGAGGGGAGAUUGAGAUGAGAUAUUGAGGAGAAAUGUUUUGCUGUGCAGGUGGGGAGGCCCUGGAACAGGGUGCCCAGAGCAGCGGUGGCUGCCCCAUCCCUGGAGGGGUUCCAGGCCAGGUUGGAUGGGGCUCCUGAUCCAGUAUAAGGUGUCCCUGCCCAUGGCAGGGGUGGGGCUGGAGGGGCUGUGAGGUCCCUUCCAACCUAAACCAUU
Messenger RNA from Cuculus canorus (common cuckoo), 7249 nucleotides. RefSeq names its product mbt domain containing 1 (gene MBTD1). The record is from RefSeq and is a predicted model, not a curated record. Gene Ontology annotation, cellular component: nucleus. NCBI's taxonomy places the organism in Eukaryota, Metazoa, Chordata, Aves, Cuculiformes, Cuculidae. Bases 827 to 2782 code for a protein of 651 amino acids. Gene Ontology annotation, biological process: regulation of DNA-templated transcription. Gene Ontology annotation, molecular function: zinc ion binding. The transcript has 19 exons.